Molecule: messenger RNA, 5126 nt
Organism: Neofelis nebulosa (Clouded leopard)
Lineage: Eukaryota; Metazoa; Chordata; Mammalia; Carnivora; Felidae
Gene: DPYSL5
Product: dihydropyrimidinase like 5
Exons: 14
Coding region: 495-2189 (564 amino acids)
Cellular component (GO): cytosol; cytoplasm
Molecular function (GO): hydrolase activity, acting on carbon-nitrogen (but not peptide) bonds, in cyclic amides
Source: RefSeq, a predicted model, not a curated record
UUCCCCUCUCGGACCCCGGCCCUGCAGCAGGGCCUGUCGGGAGUUGUAGUCCCAAGGCUGCGGCCGCGCGCGGCGGCGAAGAUGCGGGGCGCCGCCUGUCCCCGCCUCCCCCUAACCUGCUAGCGCGAGGUGGGGGAGCACUGGGGAGGAGACGUCGGGUCGGUGAUUGGCCCAGACCGCCUCCAGCCCCCACCCACGUCCCCUCCUCAGCCCGCGGCUGCCGACUCCAGCGCCCCGCGCGCCAAGGCGGCGAUCGAGCGAGCGCGCGUGCUGCCGCCGCCGCCCCGAGCACCCGCAGCUCCUGCGCCGCGUCAAGACCGAGGAGAGACGGACCGACCGACGGACCCUCGCAGCCGCAGCAUCCCGGAGGAUUUUUUGAAGUAGGCUUCAUACCCAGCGUGGAGCCCAAGGUGGGCGUGAACUGGCGACCCUGAGAUCAAGACCUGAGCUGAGAUCAAGAGUUGGAUGCUUAACCCACUGAGCCACUCAGGAACAUGCUUGCCAAUUCAGGCAGCGUGAGGAUUCUCAUCAAGGGAGGCAAGGUGGUGAACGAUGACUGCACCCACGAGGCUGACGUCUACAUUGAGAAUGGCAUCAUCCAGCAGGUGGGCCGUGAGCUCAUGAUCCCCGGAGGGGCCAAGGUGAUCGAUGCCACUGGGAAGUUGGUGAUCCCUGGAGGCAUUGACACCAGCACCCACUUCCAUCAGACCUUCAUGAACGCUACAUGCGUGGACGACUUCUACCACGGGACCAAGGCGGCACUAGUCGGAGGCACCACCAUGGUCAUCGGCCACGUCCUGCCUGACAAGGAGACCUCUCUCGUGGAAGCCUACGAGAAGUGUCGGGGUCUGGCCGACCCCAAGGUCUGCUGUGACUAUGCCCUGCAUGUGGGGAUCACCUGGUGGGCACCCAAGGUGAAAGCAGAAAUGGAGACACUGGUAAGGGAGAAGGGUGUCAACUCCUUCCAGAUGUUCAUGACCUACAAAGACUUGUAUAUGCUUCGGGACAGUGAGCUCUAUCAAGUGUUGCACGCUUGCAAGGACAUUGGAGCGAUCCCCCGAGUCCAUGCUGAGAAUGGGGAGCUCGUGGCUGAGGGUGCUAAGGAGGCGCUAGAUUUGGGAAUCACGGGCCCAGAAGGAAUCGAGAUCAGCCGCCCAGAGGAGCUGGAGGCUGAAGCCACUCACCGAGUUAUCACCAUUGCAAACAGGACUCACUGUCCAAUAUACCUGGUCAACGUGUCCAGCAUCUCGGCCGGUGACGUUAUCGCAGCUGCUAAGAUGCAAGGGAAGGUUGUGCUGGCCGAGACCACCACCGCCCAUGCCACUCUGACAGGCUUACACUACUACCACCAGGACUGGUCCCACGCGGCCGCCUACGUCACGGUGCCUCCGCUGAGACUGGACACGAACACCUCCACCUACCUCAUGAGCCUGCUGGCCAAUGAUACUCUGAACAUUGUGGCAUCAGAUCACCGGCCUUUCACCACGAAGCAGAAAGCUAUGGGCAAGGAGGACUUCACCAAGAUCCCGCAUGGAGUGAGUGGUGUCCAGGACCGCAUGAGCGUCAUCUGGGAGAGAGGAGUGGUUGGAGGAAAGAUGGACGAGAACCGUUUUGUGGCCGUUACCAGUUCCAACGCGGCGAAGAUUCUCAACCUGUAUCCCCGCAAGGGCCGCAUCAUCCCUGGGGCCGAUGCCGACGUGGUGGUGUGGGAUCCAGAAGCCACAAAGACCAUCUCAGCCAGCACCCAGGUGCAGGGAGGAGACUUCAACCUGUACGAGAACAUGCGCUGCCACGGCGUACCGCUGGUCACCAUCAGCCGGGGACGAGUCGUGUAUGAGAACGGUGUCUUCAUGUGCGCUGAGGGCACUGGCAAGUUCUAUCCCCUGAGGUCCUUCCCAGACACUGUCUACAAGAAGCUGGUCCAGAGAGAAAAGACCUUAAAGGUUAGAGGAGUGGACCGUACUCCCUACCUGGGGGACGUAGCUAUCGUUGUGCAUCCCGGGAAAAAAGAGAUGGGAACGCCACUCGCAGACACUCCUACUCGGCCCGUUACCCGACACGGGGGCAUGAGGGACCUUCACGAGUCCAGCUUCAGCCUCUCUGGUUCUCAAAUCGAUGACCAUGUUCCAAAGCGAGCUUCGGCUCGGAUCCUCGCUCCCCCCGGAGGCAGGUCAAGCGGCAUUUGGUAAAGGCACUGACCAGCCCCCCGCGUGAGGACGCACCACUGCCACCAGCCCGCACACCCUCCGGCCGCAGCUGCAGGGGGCGGGAGAGGCUGGGCUGGGCAGUACACACCACCUGAGGGGGCCACGGGACCCGGGGAGCCCUCGCCAUGUCUGACACGCGAUUCACUGUGCUUCGAGCCAACCCUAACAGGCACUUUGAGAUGUGUCCCUCCCGCUGCAGUCCUUUCCUGCCUUGGCCUCGGCAGGCUUUGGGGGGCCCGGGAAACCCACACUAUGCACAGAGCCCAAUGCAUAGAGCCCGGCCCAGCCCCUCCUCUCACACCCGCCUCCAUGCGCUGGCUUUGGGAAAGCCCAGACUUUAGUGCCCUGCCCCCUGGCUGACCCGCCAGCUGUCCGGAGCACUUUAGCAGAUGUGUGUUAGAGGAAAAGGACCCCCUCCCCCUAAGGAGGCCCCGCGGUUGCUUUUCCCAAGUCAGACAGGUGUUGGCUUCCCGGCCGUGCCCAGGGGGUCCCAUUUUUCCUGACUCCACGCUGGCCCCUGUGUGGGUGUGGUUGGGGCGCUCCGCACCCUCCGCCAGCUUCUUCCUCCCCCCCCCCCCCCACCCCACCCUCUGGGAGUCACAGGCCCGGAGGGGCUAGCUGGGUGGGGCACGGGGCUGGUGCCAGGCGCGUGUACAUGAUUUUGUUUUGCACGUUUGGUUUGCGCAGUGGUUUGGUUUGACUUGUUUGUGCAUCCUGUGAAAAAUAACGGUGCUUCGUGUCACUAGCAUAGCAUAGAAACAGGAGUAGAUGUGGACCUUAAGAGAUGCUGCACUCGACACCAACCAGACAGCCUAGGGCACAGACGAGGAGGGGGCGGUGAGGGGUUGGACUCACAGGCCCUUCUUCUCCCAACCUGGGGCCUUCCAGGCUGCCGAGGCCUUGUCCCAGGCCCUCCUCCUGUCCCCUCCCCUCUUGGUAUAGUUCCCUACAGUCUGAGAGGGUGCCCCGGGGACCGUCGGGGAGCGGAGUCACCUUUCCCAUCUCUGGCUCUGGUCACUCCCAGCCCUGACACCCUCACGCCCCCAGCCAGCUUCCUGUAACCUCCCCCUGCUGGACGGAGGCCCGGCCGCUCUUCCUGUGUGAUUGGCAAGAGGCCUCGUGCCUGCUAAGAGAGGGGGAGCGGGACCAGGGAGGGAGUGGGCUGGAGGCCAGGCCAGCGGGACGGGGCUGGAGAACCCACAUUGCUGCACAGGUGCCGUGGAGCCCCGUGGUCAGCACCUCACCUUCACCUGCCCGUGGCCUCCCUCUCCUCCCACCUCCAGCCGAGCCCUCCCUGCCUCGGAAGCACCGGGAGGUCUCCAUGGAGACGCUAGAGGCCGGGUGAUCUCCAUCCACCCUGAGCGAGCUGGGAAGCAGCCCAGCCACCUGCCCUUCUUAAGCUCUGCCUUCCCCUCGGGGAAGUGAUUUCAUGUCGCACAUCGCUUUGCGCACCCCAGGCUUGUUCCAGGACUCGGGCCAGCGGUCGUACCCUGCACGUUUCUUUCGUGCUUUACGUGUCGUCAAAGCACUUGCAUCUACGAGCGCUCACUUGCUCCUCGCAACGGCAGAGCGUGUAUUGUGGUCCCCAUUUCGCAGAUGAGACCCAGAAGGUUUAGGCCUUCUGACCCCAGAAGUGUCCAGGACCACCCCUAAGGGCGUGGCUGCCUCCCCCCCGCUGUGGAAAGGAGGAGGGGUGACGUCUCUUGUAGAUGCCACCCAAGAAUUCAACCACCCGGAAGACUGACUCCCUUGGUAGGCGUUCUGCUUUGUUUUGCACAGAUAGCUAGAUCUUCCUUGUAGACAAACUAACGCGUGUUCACUGCCCGAGCCAGAACUAGAUCCGUGUUGGCGGCUUGCCGUGUGGUUUGCGCUGCCCCCACACCCUCACUUCUCCCUUCAAGCUCAUCUUCCUCACUCACUCAGGGGCUGAGAGGACAGAGACGGUACCCCAGGGAGCAGAGGGAGCAAAGGCACCCACGGGGACAGGAGGUAGGGAUCUGGGCCUGGGAAACUGUGACCCUGAUCCCUCGGUACAGUGCACAUCACCAUCUUUAUCCCUUCCAGCCCUUUGCUGGGUCGCGGGCCUUGGGAAGAUGCCAAAGAGCCGAGCAGUGGUGGUGGCCGGCGGGCAGAGUGUCCCUGCUUGGGCCAGGAAAGCUUUACCUUCUCUGAGUGCCUCUGCCUGAGAGAUGCAUGGUCUGUGGCUCUAGGAGACCACGUCUUGGAGUGGUCCACCGCAGGCCUUCCGCUUCAUCUACCCUCCCCACCCCCACCCCCGAUCUUUCAUAGACCCCACCCUCGCCCGGGAGCUUCUAGAUGAAGAUCAGAAGGAGGCUCAGGGGACCACAUGAACGGUCCGCUUCCGCCACCCGCUCCUUGCCCCUGUGCAGAGCUCCAGCCGGCUCCAUCGGCAGCCCCACUGCCCCUGGUUGGAAUGAAAAAGGGUCUCUGGUUGCACUGAAUGCAGCUCUCAAACUGGUCUUGUACUUGCUGAAUAAAUACUGUUGUUCUUGCCUUAGCUGCUCUCUAGGUUUGUGGGAAUAAGUUACCAGAAAAUUGUGCUACUGUGUGUGCGUGUGCGUGUGCGUGUGUGUAGUGCUAGGAGUCCACAGUAGGUCUCUGUCAAGCCGAUGCCGCGAUGAGGGCUUUUCCGAUACUGACCCAGAAACCACAGAACCACGCGAAAACCCAAACCACCCUCUCCAGCUGCCCGGGCGGCAGGCACAGCCUGGGGUCAGGAUGGAGCCUCCAGCACCCAAGUGACUUCUCACUCCUCUGUAAACGUCAUGGUGCUAAGAUCGUGUCAACCCCAAGAUGACACAUGGUCCUGUGCUUUGGCCACCUGUUUGAGGCAAAAACAAAACAGCCCGACACAUUGUGUUCUGGUGCAGGUUUGUAUUAAACUGUAGCUACUUCUCA